CGGGUAGCUCUCCUUUUUUUGCACUUUCAGGCAACACUGUGUUUCCGCUGAUGAUAAAUAAACUCUAGAUUGACGUUGAACGGGCGGAUUCCUUUCAAUCCGUAGUCCGGCGAUGUUUCUGUAGGCAGGCGCUGCUUUUUUCUCCGUUCCUCCACCGCACGUUUACGACUCCGCCAUGGAGCAGUUCAUCAUCGACAACGCCGAGCGCUACAAAAAGCUCGUGGCUACUUUUAAACCCAGCGCAUCGGCCACGCAGCAGAAAAGGGCCACCGAUGCUGCCAGUCCCGAUAUCGUGGUCUGCGCAAGGGUGCGGCCCAUGUUGGAGGAUGAAGUGGCUCAGGGGUUUCCCGUCGGAGUCCACAUCCGCAGCGGCACCAACACUGUCGACUUGCACGAGCUGCAGCAACCCGUGAGAGGACUCCCAAGGAUUAGGUCCUCCGAAUACACGCUCGACAGUCUGUAUGGACCCGAAGCCUCCACCAACCAGAUCUAUGAGGAUCUGGUCAAGCCUCUUGUCCCUUGGGCCUGGGGCGGAGGAGUCGGAACCGUGUUCGCGUACGGCCAGACUUCUUCCGGAAAGACUCUAACGGUUAGCGGAUUGGAGCGACAUGUGGCCGAGACCUUGAUGGACGGCUCGUUGGACGGAGAAAGGAAGAUCUCCAUGUCCAUCAUUGAGCUUACAGGCCAGACAGCAUACGACCUCCUCAACGACCGCAAGCAAAUCUCGAUCCUGGAAGAUUCCUUUGGCGUAACCCAGAUGGCAGGGGCUCUGGAGUACCAAGUGACCGACAAGGAGACACUCCUCGGAUACAUUGACGCCGCUGCCUCCCUCCGCCGCACGACGCCGACCCUGAGGAACGACAACUCCUCCCGCUCACACGCCAUCUGUCGAAUGCGCUUCGAGAACCCGGCCUUGCCCGAGGCCCAGGACGGCCUCCUAUACCUGGUGGAUCUGGCAGGUUCCGAGGCUGCCCGCGACAAGGUCGCUCACGAUACGAGCCGUAUGAAGGAGGCGCGCGAGAUCAACUCGAGCCUCUCGGUGCUCAAGGACUGCAUCCGCGGACGCGCCGUGGCCGACGCCGAUGCGUUCGCGGGGCGAUCCAGCAAGAAGCCCGCUUACAUCCCCUUCCGGCAGAGCACCCUGACCAAGACGCUAAAGCACGUCUUCGACCCGGCGAGCUCCCGCAGCUGCCGGACGGUCGUCGUGGCCUGCGUCAACCCGUGCCUGGCCGACAUCGGCGCGAGCAAGAACACGCUGCGCUACGCCGAGAUGCUUCGCGUGGCCGUCCCCAAAGCGAAGCCCGUCGAGUACAGCCCCAGCGUGCCGGCUACGUGGAAGAACGAACAGCUGCGCGACUGGAUCCAGCGGGAGUCAGGAGACCCUGCCAUUGCCCCCGAACUCCUGGCCCCGACCGAGACAGGGCCGCAGCUCCUGCGCCUGCCCAGUCCCGAGUUCAUCACCCGCUGCCUCAAGAGCCCCGGCGUCUCCCCCGAGCAAGCGCAGGCCUUCCAGACCAAGCUGUGGAAGCUGCACAUCGACUCGCAGCGGGCCCUCGCCUCCGCAAAUAAGAUCGCCACUCAGCAGCAACAGCAGCAGAAGGGAGAGGAGGGCGGCCUUCCCGGCCUCAUGAGCCGGAUGGAGCGGCUCGACUGCAGCGCCGACCCGGAGCCGGACGCGGGCGCCGUGCCGUUCCGGCAGCGCAUCCGGCCGGGCAUGGUGGUCGGUUGGACGCCGCCGCCCGAGUACGCCAUGUUUGCUCAGGCCGCCGGCGGCGGAAAGGCGUACGCCAUGAUCAUGUGUCCGGCGCGGGCCGCGGGGCCCCGGACGAGGGACGUCUUAGGCAAUUUGGUGGCUGAUAAGCUCGCGACGACGGCAGCGGCGCGGGGGGAGGGGAACGAUACUGAUGGCAGCGGUGGUAGCGGUGGUGGUGUUGGUGGUGGUGGUGGUGGCAGUGACGAGAAUGAUGACGCGUACUUGUGCGCGUUGGUGAUGCCGUCGCUGCUACCGGGGUCCUAUGCGAUAGCGCCGUGGCGGCAGGUUGUGGUGAAGGUCAAGGAGAUGGAGUCGGAGGUGUUUAUGGAGUGGGAUGAGGCAUCGAGAUAUUAUUAUAUGACGGUGUGAUAGAGUACAAUCAGAGACAGACAAGGGCAUCCCGUCUCGUCUUAUUGAGUCUUGAUACGGUUAUCGUGGUCUUAAUGUUGAUAUAUUGUUAGCUGGUGGUGAACUCCAGCAGUCCACCGCUAACGGGUGACUUCAUCGGGG
This is a messenger RNA of Thermothelomyces thermophilus ATCC 42464, 2263 nucleotides long. RefSeq lists its product as uncharacterized. Gene Ontology annotation, molecular function: ATP binding; microtubule motor activity; ATP hydrolysis activity. Bases 176 to 2122 code for a protein of 648 amino acids. The record is from RefSeq and is a predicted model, not a curated record. NCBI's taxonomy places the organism in Eukaryota, Fungi, Ascomycota, Sordariomycetes, Sordariales, Chaetomiaceae. Gene Ontology annotation, biological process: microtubule-based movement. The transcript has 5 exons. Gene Ontology annotation, cellular component: microtubule; centrosome; kinesin complex.